Entrophospora candida is the source of this 407-nucleotide messenger RNA. The record is from the annotation of a GenBank genome assembly. NCBI's taxonomy places the organism in Eukaryota, Fungi, Glomeromycota, Glomeromycetes, Entrophosporales, Entrophosporaceae.
AUAAUAAAGGAAAUGAGGGGAAAAUAAGUCGCAACUCUAACGUUGAUGAUGAUAUCAUUGCAUCACCUUCCAGAAAAUUGCCGGUGUUAGCAUUAGAAAGAAGAGCUCGAAACGAACAAGAAAAUUUAUAUUGGAGCCAAAUUUUGCAAAUCAAUAUAAGUGGAUUCACUGAUCAUCCAUCACCGUACAUUGAAGUAUCAAUACCAAGACCACCAAGAUUAGCCUUUGACACAUCAUUAUCAAAUUCUAAUUAUAUUCCAAGAAUGUCAAUGACUCCUCCUUCAAAACAAGAAUAUAAACAUCAUAAUCAUCAUAAUAUUUUUUAUCAUCAUAAUGCCUACCAUGGUAAUAAUUCAAAGGAAGCGUUAUCAGUGAAGCAUCUUUAUCAUGUUGUUCAUCUUUUUUAG